CAGCCCAUUUCCAGGGACCUGCGGUGAACAAAGCUGCUAGCUGCACAGGCAUCCGUCUACCCUCUUCUUCCUGAAACAGCUGUUUAUUCUCUUGACAGGAAUUGGAACGAAACACCUUCCCUUCCUCCUUGCCCUGCCUCCUUCUACGCAACGGAACUCAAGAGAACUUUGUUGUUUUGCCUUUUAUACCGGGGAGAAAGCAGCAGACGAUGAGGAGAAAAUAAUGAAUAUCAAAGGAAAAGUAGUUCUGUCAAUGCUGUUUAUUUCGACUGUAAUUGUUGUGUUCUGGGAGUAUAUCAACAGCCCACUGGGGCCUGUGUUUUGGUGCUCCCCGUCCUUGAACAUUGACGUUGGGGAUGGCAGCUCUCAUCCAGGCUGGUGGUUUCCCAGCUGGUUUAGCAAUGGGACCCACAGUUACCAAGGAGACGAGGAAGACGUAGACAGUGGAAGGGGAGAGGAAGAUGAAGAGCUUCGGCUGUCAGACUGGUUUAAACCAUACAAGCGCCCGGAAGUCGUGACAAUGACCGAAUGGAAGUCCCCCGUGGUGUGGGAAGGCACUUUCAACAGAGCUGUCUUAGACGAGUAUUAUGCCAAGCGGAAAAUCACCGUGGGCUUGACGGUUUUUGCGAUCGGAAGAUAUCUGGACCAUUACUUAGAGGAGUUCAUAGUGUCUGCUGAUAAAUACUUCAUGGUGGGCCACAAAGCCAUCUUUUAUGUCAUGGUGGAUGAUAUCACCAGGGUGCCCUUGGUGGAGCUGGGUCCUCUUCGGUCAUUCAAAGUGUUUGAGGUCAAGCCUGAGAGGAGAUGGCAGGACAUCAGCAUGAUGCGCAUGAAGACCAUCGGGCAACACAUUGUGGGCCAUAUCCAGCAGGAAGUCGACUUCCUCUUCUGCAUGGAUGUGGACCAGGUUUUCCAAGACAACUUUGGGGUGGAGACCCUGGGCCGCUCCGUGGCUCAGCUGCAGGCCUGGUGGUAUAAGGCCGACCCUAACGAGUUUACCUAUGAGAGACGCGAGGGGUCGGCAGCAUACAUUCCAUUUGGCCAGGGGGACUUUUACUACCAUGCGGCCAUUUUUGGAGGGACACCCAGUCAAGUUCUAAACAUUACUCAAGAGUGCUUGAAGGGCAUCCUGCAGGACAAGAGAAAUAACAUCGAGGCAGAGUGGCAUGAUGAGAGCCACCUUAACAAGUAUUUCCUUCUCAACAAACCCACUAAAAUCUUAUCACCAGAAUACUGCUGGGACUAUCACAUAGGCUUACCCUCGGAUAUUAAAACUGUCAAGAUCUCUUGGCAGACCAAAGAGUAUAAUUUGGUUCGGAAUAAUGAUUGAUUUCUUAUUAGGCCAGUAGGAUUCUAAAUUUGAGAGAGUAUUACCCUGGCUCUCUCCUCAGAAACAUAACACCUAAGUUCAACUUUAAAAAUACUAAUGGACCCCACACACCGCAGAGGCAGACCACGUCUCCUGGAAAACCUCACGCGAAGGGCUGCGUGGUACCCAGAACCCAGCCCACUGCCCUGGAGUCAGUGCCGGCCCAGGGAACCCGGAAUCGGCGGCAAUCAGAUGUACAUGCUCAAUGAUUUUCAUCUAUUUGGGGUUUGGGAGAACUAUAAUCAGAAUGUGUUACCAGGGUGGGGGCGGGGAAGCCAGAAACCCUCCACAUGUGCCAGCUGCUGUAUGGGAGAAGAGAGCGAUAAGAAUGGCCUUGGCAACAAGGUCCAGUUGUGGGCCGAGGGGCGUUCCCGCUACUUCAAUGGCUCCCUUUUCCCGGUGACUCUGAAGCAAGAUAGAAUUGCUGUGCAGUUAGGGAACUCUUUGGAAGGACCACGAGGAUGAUCCACAUGGACCAUCUUCAAAAGAUUUCACUAAGCAGCUUGUGUUCAGGUUUUUGUGGUCUUGUGCCCUUCUCUCGUUAGGAUGUUGUUUGGCGUGGGUGUAAAAGAUGGGUAGAGAUUCGCAGUGGAUAUUAAUGACGGUAAAUGAACAAUCACAAGGAUCUGAAUGAAAACCACUCUGGAGGGCUUGCUCAUCAAGAAGCGGAAACAAGCCCCUCACAGCGAAUGAGCCUUCCGUGAAGCAGCAGACGCAGUAGAAAGAGAGGAGGCUGCACGCUGUGGCCAGUGCUACCUCACAGAGGCAUGGUGCGUACGGUUAGCCUUGAAACACAACGUGGAUGGAUCCAGCAUUGAGUGAGAAUGCGGGCGAUCUUCAGCUCCUUCUACCCAGUGACUGCCCAAGGAGCAGGACUUAAAUGGAAGUUGCUUCCUGCCCCAGUCAUAUUUGUGUACCAUGCUCUGUAAUUUGUGUCUUUAACUCCUUGGUGUCAAAGAAGGCAAAGAGCCGCAGUGGAUUGAAGAGGCCUACGAGUCAGGGUGCCCAGACCUGAGCUUCUUCGGAGGACAGUCAGCCAUCAGCGUAGCCUGCCACCUUUCUAACCCUCCAGGCCCCGCAGCGUAUCAUCUCCCACUUGGGGGGCUGACAUCCAAUAAUGGGGCUGGAGCAAAAGCACUCCUAUCCAAUAACCACUCCUUUUCUCCUGCCCAUUCGCACUAACGAAGUAUAGGAGCCAGCUGAGUCUCAAGACAAAGUUCACUGGCUGGAUAACCAAAACACAAGGGGUUAUCAGUGGAAGACCCUAUCCAUUCAUGAAAGAGAGGCCUAAUGUUCCAUUCCUUUCUCUAAAAGAAGCUAGAAAACCCCAGGUGUUCUUUAAUUCAUGGUACAGGGAGUUAGAGGGAAACAUGUACAUAUGCACAUAUUUUCAUUUUGCUUCCGUCUUAGUUUAAAUCCGUUUUAUUCCUUUUAUUGCACUGGCUGGAUGCACACCCACGCCUCUCUUAUCUCUCUAUGGUUAGAUUCCAAAGCCUAGGAUGACUACAUCAUUGUAUCACUGCCAGAUCACAUCAUUUCAUGACUGUGGAAUGACACCCUUAAAUACUGCCAAACCACCGAGAACCAUGGCCCAGCCAAGCUGACGUAUAGCCGUAACAACCACAGCCAUUGUUCAUUCCUGCCAGGCAAAUAUCACGAGGGAACAAAGCAGUCCGGCCCUAGGGGAUGUUUUCCUGGCCAUAAAUUCAAAAUGUCAGCCAAAAUACUUGAUAAGGGAGAGUGGGCGUGUGGGCUAUGGGCUUCUUUGAUAAAUGAAACCUACAUUUUCCUCCACUGUUCAUUGCUGCCACCUCUUCAUCAGUCCGUGCCAGCAAACAAAACAAAACACACAACCCUGAAGAAACAUGUUUUCUAGAAAGAAAAAGGAGGCUGCACAUGGUUAGGAAUCUACUUCUCGGUCGCUCAAGUUGCCCUGGGUCCGGUGGGGAGUAAGCUGGAAGUUCACUGCCACCGCAUUGAUUCUGACUCAGCCCGGGAGCAGGGGCUUGGGUUUCAGGGCUUCACCAAAGACGUGGAUCUUGAGAGGUUAGAGGAAGGGGCUUAUGUUUACUUUCGAGGGACUUCGUUGAUUUUUUUUCAAUUGAAUCUCAAAUUUGAAUGGUUACUCUUUAAGUGUUUAACAAACUCCGUGAUUUACAUUUGAAUAAAUUAUUUUCUCAGAA
Molecule: messenger RNA, 3552 nt
Organism: Echinops telfairi (small Madagascar hedgehog)
Lineage: Eukaryota; Metazoa; Chordata; Mammalia; Afrosoricida; Tenrecidae
Product: N-acetyllactosaminide alpha-1,3-galactosyltransferase-like
Exons: 9
Coding region: 224-1330 (368 amino acids)
Biological process (GO): carbohydrate metabolic process
Cellular component (GO): vesicle; membrane; Golgi apparatus
Molecular function (GO): hexosyltransferase activity
Source: RefSeq, a predicted model, not a curated record